GAGUGUACUUCCACACCACUACUGCUCUGGACACCCUCUGGCUGUCUGUGUCGACCUGCUUUUAACCUCUCUGUACUGGAUACUGUCUUUUUGGAUACUUUUUCUCACUUCUUUGACACUUUUGCAUGGAUUACUGAUUUAAAAAUGCAUUCCCAGCUGUUGUUGGAUGAAUUCAGCCAUGGUUGACGCCAAGCAGCCGUGACCUAGGAACUAUAGAGUGACUGGCCAUUGUGCCCUUGAUCAGCAACCCAUGAUUUCCCCCAAGGGAUCUCCUGUACUGGAAGAUGUUUUGCAUAAUAAAAGCAUGGUAAAUGGGUAUCCCAGUGUAAAAUGGAGGAUAGUUUUGAUUGCGACUGCGGUGAGCUGGAGCCGCCUGAUCACUGAGAAGGAAUAGUCUCUCUGAUAUAAUCAACCCUUUCGGUUUCCCCACAUCAGGUGCUUUAAACAGAAAAAAGAAAAAAAAAGAUUAGUAGAUUUAUCACCAUUUACUUGGACCGUUAGUAAUGCUGCUGCUCAGGACCAGUCAUACACUGAAAAUUUCUACACUGUGACGAUGAUUUUAUAGGUAGUGACUUCAGUUACGUUCAGAGAUAUUUGAUUGGCAUCCAAAUUCAUUCCAUUUAACAUUGAAAUUAAAAGAAAAAUCUCCCACACUCUACAUUUAAAAAGCUGCUAAAAAGUGCUGUGGAUGAUGAAUACGCUGUAACAGUCGUUUGGGGAAAACGCUCAAGUCUUCGUAGGCUUGAGUGUUUGUCUCGUCUUUUUUGUUGUUCAGUUAGGUUUGCCAUUCUCAAUUAGCUCUAGUAGUCGCAACUCAAGAUCAGCUGCAUAUCAGUUAAAUCCGAAAUCCUUCCUCCUAUAAUAUCUGCACAGAGCUGCUCUUGUAGACCGCAAAAUGGCAGAGAAAUUUGAAAGCCUUAUGAACAUUCACGGCUUCGACCUGGGCCCUCGCUACAUGGACCUAAAGCCUCUGGGCUAUGGGGGCAACGGACUGGUCUUUUCCGCCGUCGACACCGAUUGUGACAAGAGGGUCGCUGUGAAAAAGAUUGUCCUAACCGAUCCUCAGAGCAUCAAACACGCACUGCGCGAAAUCAAGAUCAUUCGCAGGCUCGAUCACGACAACAUCGUGAAGGUGUUUGAAACGCUGGGGCCCAGUGGCCGGAGGCUCACGGAGGACGUGAGCUCUCUGACGGAGGUCAACUCUGUGUACAUCGUACAGGAGUACAUGGAAACAGACCUCUGUAAAGUGCUGGAACAGGGCUUGUUGUCCGAGGAUCAUGCACGGCUGUUCAUGUACCAACUGCUGCGAGGACUCAAAUACAUCCACUCUGCAAACGUGCUUCACCGAGACCUGAAGCCUGCCAACCUCUUCGUCAAUACUGAGGACCUGGUACUGAAAAUUGGGGAUUUUGGACUUGCCCGUAUCAUGGACCCCCACUAUUCCCAUAAGGGGUAUCUGUCUGAGGGACUGGUCACUAAAUGGUAUCGUUCUCCUCGUCUGCUCCUUUCCCCAAAUAACUACACCAAAGCCAUUGACAUGUGGGCCGCAGGGUGCAUCUUUGCUGAAAUGCUGACUGGAAAAACUCUCUUUGCAGGAGCUCACGAGCUGGAACAGAUGCAGCUGAUUCUGGAAUCCAUUCCGGUAGUCCAUGAGGAAGACAGACUGGAGCUCCAAAGUGUAAUACCUGUCUUUAUCAAGAACGACAUGUCAGAACCACACACGCCGCUCGCCAAGUUAUUGCCUGGUGUCAGCCCUGAGGCCUUGGAUUUCCUGGAGAAGAUCUUGACGUUUAACCCCAUGGACCGGCUCACUGCGGAAGAGGCUCUUGCUCACCCAUACAUGAGCGAUUACUCCUUCCCUCUAGACGAACCAGUGUCUUUGCAUCCCUUCCACAUUGAGGAUGAGGUGGAUGACAUCUUGCUCAUGGAUGAGAGCCACAGUCACAUCUACAACUGGGACAGGUACCAUGAAAGUCAGUUCUCUGAUCAAGACUGGCACCUGCACAGCACCCAUGAACUAGAAGACGUGCAGCGGGAUCCUCGAGCUAUGUCAGAUGGCACGGAUGAGGAGGAGGUCCAGAUCGAUCCACGCAAAUACAUGGAUGGGGAGUGUGAGAAGUUCCUAGAGGAUCCAUCGUUCGAUCUUCCACCAGAGCGCUCGUGGCAACAGGAAGAUCACCAUGAGAACAAAUACUGCGACCAGGAGUGCAGCUACACUUGCAACUACAAAGCUGUGUCCCCAUCCUACCUGGACAAUCUGAUCUGGAGGGACAGUGAGGUGAACCACUACUAUGAGCCCAAACUCAUCAUUGACCUCUCCAACUGGAAAGAACAGCAAAGCAAAGAGAAGAAUGACAAAAAAGGCAAGACCAAGUGUGAGAAGAACGGACUGGUCAAGGCCCAGAUCGCCCUGCAAAACCACUGCGUGGCCGAGAAGGAUCGCGAACAAGAAAAACACCAGGGCUUCGACUUUGAUUCGUUUAUCGCCAGCACUAUCAAAAUGAGCCUUCAGCCAGAAUCCGGCGACGUUGACCUCCUGAAUGAGUUGAACACCUCCGUUUCCCAGCUGGACACCCGUGCUCCUUGCGGCUCCAUGUCCAAGUCCAUCAGUCAGGAGAAAGAAGAGAAGUGUCUUGUAAACCUGGCACAGCUCGGCGUCCGAGCACCCUGUCCUUGGGAGAGUUUCACGGACAGCGACGUUACCGAGAGCAGCAUAAUCGACGAGGCUUGCUGGGACGUCCGCAAAGAUGAGCAGCUCCAGAAGGAGAACAGCAGCUGCCAGAGCAGUUACUUAGACCGCCUCUUCAACAAGCGUGAGGAGGUAGAGUCCGAGAUCCCCGAACCUGUCGAGGAGUCCACACCGGAGGAUGACUUCAUAUCCUGUGGCGGCGAGAUUGUCUUUAACAUGCAGCUGGAGUCUCUGGCCAUUCCGGGGUUCGAGGGAGCGGGUGACAUUCCUCUGAAGUCCAUCCAGGCCACGUUAACGCCCUCUGCUGUUAAGCGCUCCCCACAAAUCGCCCACAAAACCUACAGCAGCAUUUUCAAGCAUUUAAAUUAAACAAUCCACCCUGUUCAAGCAGAGUCCAGCUUAUUUUUUAUAGAGUUAUGUAUUUCUGUACUUGAAUCAUUUUUUUUAUCUUUUUACAUAUGUUACUUCUAAGGAAACAAUUUUUUUUUUUAUUUGUGGAUUAAAUGUAAGCUAAUUCAGUUCAUAAAUUCAUCCAAAGUGCUGGACUGUGUUCCUACACAUGAAAUAUGUUUUUGCCCUCUAAUUUUCAGUUUCAACUCUGAUAUAUAUAUUUAAAAAGAAACUAACACCAUGAUAUUUGCACACAGUGUACUGUAGAUUCAGAAACAUAUUAGGGAAAGACAGAGGAACGACUGUUAAGUAGUGAAAUAGAUGGUUUAUCUAUUUGCAAGCAAAGGAAUAGAGAAAAAGAGGGC
This is a messenger RNA of Sinocyclocheilus grahami, 3444 nucleotides long. RefSeq names its product mitogen-activated protein kinase 6-like. The transcript has 7 exons. Gene Ontology annotation, biological process: protein phosphorylation. Bases 896 to 3058 code for a protein of 720 amino acids. The record is from RefSeq and is a predicted model, not a curated record. Lineage: Eukaryota; Metazoa; Chordata; Actinopteri; Cypriniformes; Cyprinidae. Gene Ontology annotation, molecular function: ATP binding; MAP kinase activity.